AUGUUCCGCUCACGCUUCCCAAGGAUAGGGCUUUUUGCGAAGAAGAACUUCACUAGGAGUUUUUCACAACAUAUGCCUCCAUUGAGACAUGAUUACACACAAGGCAUUGCUGAAUUCAUGGGGCCAGGAGCUUUCCAACUCUCAUGGACUAAUUAUCAACAGCUGAUGGUGGACAACUUGAGCAAGGCAACAGCAGGAAAGGCUCACCUCGAAGGACAAUCACCCAAAGAAAUUGCCAUCAUGUGUGCGCGAGAUCCAGAUCAGGCGGCGACUUUCAACUAUGCAUCAAUGGCAUUCAACAAUAACUUCUUCUUCGACGGCCUUCAACCACAACCCGUGGACACGCCCGUCAUUCAACCCAGGCUUAAAGCCGCCAUCGAGAACUCUUUUACAUCUGUCGAUUCCCUCAAAAUGGAAUUCGUCGUUACAGCAAGUAAAAUGUUCGGGCCCGGAUUUGUGUGGUUAGUGAAGGACAGAUUCGACCAACUUUCGAUGAUGACCACAUAUCUAGCAGGUUCACCAUUCGCUGGCGCACACUACAGAAGACAGGCGAAGGAUAUGAACACCGAGAGUUUUAACAAUAAGACCGAUUACUUCACGCAAAAGUUGACGGAGCCACCUGUAAACACAGUUGGAGCACAUGGGCCAUUGAGCAAAAUUAGGAAGCCACCAGGAGGAAUCGAGCUCACGCCGAUUCUUUGCGUCAACACAUGGGAGCACGUAUGGAUCGCAGACUACGGAAUGGGGGCUGACGACGUUGGAGGAAAGAAAGUGUUUGUUGAGAAUUGGUGGCGUGUCAUUGACUGGGCUGGGGUGGCAGAUCACGCAGGCUUAAAGGGAAACGCCUACUCGCCUGCAAAGUUUGAGCAGUGA
Sclerotinia borealis F-4128 is the source of this 873-nucleotide messenger RNA. Lineage: Eukaryota; Fungi; Ascomycota; Leotiomycetes; Helotiales; Sclerotiniaceae. The record is from the annotation of a GenBank genome assembly.